AUUUUCUUAUUUGGGCUAGCCAUGUGGAAUGGAGACGAAAGAGGACGCCUUUAAUGGGCGCCCAUUAGGAUGAGUGCCUCCACAUCGAAACCCUAAGCCUCCUCGUCGUGCUCGUUCCAGUACGAGCCGAUUCCCCCUGCUUCGUCGCGAUCUCCCAUGGCCCCGGCGAAGCUGGAGGGCUGCGACCGGCCGAAGGAGGAGGGGGCUAGGGUCUGCAUCAACGACGCCCUCACCGACGACGAGCUCCGGGCGGUGCUCAGGCAGCUGGAGAAGGAGGAGGAACGGGACCUGUUCGGGCUCGUAUGCAAGCGCUGGCUCCGCCUUCAGAGCACCGAACGCCGCCGCCUCCGGGCCCGGGCCGGCCCCGCCAUGCUCCGCCGGAUGGCUGACCGGUUCCCGGGACUCGUGGAGCUCGACCUCUCCCAGUCCGCCUCGAGAUCGUUCUACCCUGGAGUUACCGACUCGGAUCUCGCUGUCAUCGCUGCUGGAUUCCGGAAUUUGCGCGUUCUCGAUCUUCAGAACUGUAAAGGUGUUACUGAUGUCGGGAUGACUACUCUGGGAAAUGGCCUCCCGUCCCUUCAGUCCCUUGAUGUUUCCCAGUGUAAAAAAGUUACCGACAAAGGAUUGGUGGCUGUCGCCUCGGGUUGUUCUUAUUUAAAAAGGUUGCAUGUAACUGGAUCCAAAUCUAUAACAGAUGAAUUAUUAAAAUCUCUGUCUAAGAGCUGUCCUUGCCUAGAAGAUCUAGGAUUGGCAGGAUGCAACAACAUAACCGACAUUGGUCUCUCAACUCUUGCUGAUGGUUGUCGACAUAUUAAGUCUUUAGAUGUUAGUAAAUGCACUAAAAUCAGUGAUGUCGGAGUCUCAAGAGUUGCUGAGGUUGCACCAUCAUCAUUGAAGGUUCUCAAGAUGUUGGACUGUUUCAGAGUUGGUGAUAAAUCCAUAUUUUCAUUGGCUCACUUCUGCCAUAACCUUGAGACUGUCGUAGUUGGUGGAUGCCGUGAUGUUUCAGAUGAAUCCAUAAAAUCUCUGUCACUUGUUUGUUGCCACAGCUUAAGGAGUUUUAGGAUGGACUGGUGUUUAAACAUCACUGACUCGUCCUUGAAAUGCAUGCUGUCAAACUGUAGACAUCUUGUGGCUCUUGACAUCGGUUGCUGUGACAAGAUUACAGAUUCAGCUUUCCAUUCGCUGGAAAUGGGAGGAUUUGAGUCCCAACUGAAAGUUCUAAAGAUGAGUAACUGCUUGAAGAUCACAAUUUCUGGUGUGGGUUCCAUAUUGCAGUUCUGCAAGUAUCUGGAGUACCUUGACCUGCGUUCGUGCCCUCAUAUUACAAGGCUGGGUUGCCAGCAAGCUGGUUUGCAGUUUCCUGAAUGCUGUAGAACAAAUUUUGAUGGCAGCUUAGGUGAAAGUGAAGGUAUGGUUGAUUUCUUCUUCUGAAACAUAGACCACGACAAUGUGACAACACUUAACGACAGGUGCUUAUGGGCAAGUUCUAGUGCGUGAACGCACCUUUCGUUUAAAGUCUUCACCAAAGUUAUUGUGUCUAAAGUAUGUCUGUAUCUUGAGCUUAGGACUUGGAGGUGUCUCAAUGCAGCUUUGUGUUCAUAUAGCCACACAUAUUUGGCUGUAAAGUCUCAAAUGGUUUUCAUUUAGAAACCAGAACUUGUAGAUUGUUUCUGUAAAUGGGGAGUUCCAUGUAAAAGACUCUUGGUGAUUGAAUAAAUUAUUUUCUUCUGUA
Messenger RNA from Musa acuminata AAA Group (dessert banana), 1735 nucleotides. RefSeq lists its product as uncharacterized. Gene Ontology annotation, cellular component: cytoplasm. NCBI's taxonomy places the organism in Eukaryota, Viridiplantae, Streptophyta, Magnoliopsida, Zingiberales, Musaceae. Bases 157 to 1434 code for a protein of 425 amino acids. The record is from RefSeq and is a predicted model, not a curated record. The transcript is spliced from 2 exons. Gene Ontology annotation, molecular function: protein binding.